Messenger RNA from Candida tropicalis MYA-3404, 1320 nucleotides. RefSeq names its product glutamate-5-semialdehyde dehydrogenase (gene PRO2). The record is from RefSeq and is a predicted model, not a curated record. Gene Ontology annotation, molecular function: NADP binding; glutamate-5-semialdehyde dehydrogenase (NADP+) activity. Lineage: Eukaryota; Fungi; Ascomycota; Pichiomycetes; Serinales; Debaryomycetaceae. The transcript has a single exon. Bases 1 to 1320 code for a protein of 439 amino acids.
AUGUCCGCUGAAUCAAUAGCAAAAGCUGCAAACGCAGCAUUUUCUUCCUUGAAAACAUUAACCAACGAGCAAAGAUCAUCUGCUUUGCAAAAAAUCCAUGAUGCUUUGUUGAAGAAUAAAGACAAAGUUCUUGAAUCAAAUAAAAUUGAUAUGGAUAAUGCCAAAUCGAAUAAGUUAUCUUCAUCAUUAAUCAAGAGAUUGGAUUUGUCCAACCCAGGUAAAUAUGAUUCCAUGUUACAAGGUAUCUUAGAUGUGGCUAAUUUACCAGAUCCAAUGGGUAAGAUCACCUUGGCAAAGAAAUUGGAUGAUGGCUUGAAUUUAUACAGAGUCACCGCGCCAAUUGGUGUUUUAUUGAUUAUAUUUGAAAGUAGACCAGAAGUUAUUGCAAACAUUACUGCAUUGGCUAUUAAAUCAGGAAACUCGGCUAUAUUGAAGGGAGGUAAAGAGUCUUACCAAACUUUCAAAGUUAUGAGUGACAUUGUUAAUGAAACCUUAAAGGAUGAAACCGAUGUUCCAGGUGAUGCCAUUCAAUUGAUACAAAGCAGAGAAGAUGUAGCUGGUUUGUUAGACCAAGAUAAAUACAUCGAUUUGGUCAUUCCAAGAGGUUCUAACGAAUUGGUCCGUAAUAUCAAGUCCAACACAAAGAUUCCUGUUUUGGGACAUGCCGAUGGUAUCUGUUCCAUUUAUGUUGAUCAAGAAUUUGAUAUGAACAAAGCUAAAAGAAUUAUUGUCGAUUCGAAGACCAACUACCCAGCUGGAUGUAAUGCCGUUGAACAAUUGUUACUCAAUUCCAAAAUUCCAGAAAAUGACAUUAAAGAAUUAUUAAACAUAUUAAUUGCUGCAAAAGUAACUGUUCAUGUUACACCAGAGAUCAAAAAAUUAUUAGAACCAAGUGAAUUCGUCAAAGAUGUUGAAGAUGAUUCAUUUGACAAGGAAUAUCUUAGUUUCGAUAUUUCUGUCAAAUUGGUUGACGAUGUCGAUGCUGCUAUUAAACACAUCAAUGAACAUUCUUCCAAACAUACAGAAAGUAUAAUCACCGAGAACAAAGAAAAUGCCGAAAAGUUCUUAAAGAGUAUUGAUUCUUCAGGUAUUUACUGGAAUGCGUCUACCAGAUUUGCAGAUGGUUUCAGAUAUGGUUUUGGUACCGAGGUUGGUAUAAGUACAAAUAAGAUACAUGCUAGAGGACCAGUUGGUUUAGAAGGGUUGAUGAGUUACCAAUAUCAAUUAAGAGGUGAUGGACAUAUUGUAGGCGAAUACGUUGGUGGUGGUGGUAACAAACUAUUUAUUCAUGAGGAUUUACCUACUGAUAAAAUCAUCUAA